Molecule: messenger RNA, 234 nt
Organism: Funneliformis mosseae
Lineage: Eukaryota; Fungi; Glomeromycota; Glomeromycetes; Glomerales; Glomeraceae
Source: the annotation of a GenBank genome assembly
AUGCGAUUUAAUUCAAAGCCAGAUUUUGCUGAAGGCUUCGGUGGAGAUUUUAGUAGAUUUUCAGAUAGGGAUCCUAUAGAAGUAGACAAUAAUGGUCUUUCCAGUGAUAAUGUAGGAACGAGUAAAUUACAAUAUGGGAUCCCAUUAAGAAAGCAUUGCAGAAAUAAGCCCCUCUGGUAUCCUUUUCCUGGUACUAUCAUUACCACAAAUAUCCCUGCCACCACUAUCGCCUAG